AUGAUGAAGAGGCAGCUGCAUCGCAUGCGGCAGCUGGCCCAGACGGGCAGCCUGGGACGCACCCCGGAGACUGCCGAGUUCCUGAAUGAGAACCUGCUGCAGGUGGAGCAGCGACUGGAACCAGCCAAGCGAGCGGCCCACAAUGUCCACAAACGUCUGCAGGCCUGUCUGCAGGGCCAGAGCGGGGCGGACAUGGACAAGCGGGUGAAGAAGUUGCCUCUCAUGGCUCUGUCAGCUGCGAUGGCCGAGAGCUUCAAGGAGCUAGACCCUGACUCCAGCAUGGGGAAGGCCUUGGAGAUGAGCUGUGUCAUCCAGAACCAGCUGGCCUGCAUCGUGGCCGAGUUUGAGAUGACUCUGGAGAAGGAUGUCUUGCAGCCACUCAGCAGGCUGAGUGAGGAAGAGCUGCCAGCCAUCCUCAAGCACAAGAAAAGCCUGCAGAAGCUGGUGUCCGACUGGAACACCCUCAAGAGCAGGCUCAGUCAAGCAGCCAAGAACUCAGGCGGUAGUCAAGCCCCAGGUGGCACACCAGGCGGUUACAGCCACAUCACCACAGCCAACAAGGUGGAGACAUUGAAGGAGGAGGAGGAGGAGCUGAAAAGGAAGGUGGAGCAGUGCAAGGAUGAGUACCUGGCUGACCUGUACCACUUUGCUACCAAGGAGGACACCUAUGCCAACUACUUCAUCCAGAUCCUGCAGGUCCAGGCCGAUUACCAUCGCAAGUCCCUCAGCUCCCUGGACACGGCCCUGGCUGAGCUGAAGGAAAACCACAGCCAAGCAGACCCCUCCCCCUCGAUGACGGCCGCCCCCUUCUCCAGGGUGUAUGGGGUGUCGCUGAAAACCCACCUGCAGGAGCUGGGCCGGGACAUCGCCCUGCCCAUCGAGGCCUGCGUCAUGAUGCUGCUUUCUGAGGGCAUGAAGGAAGAGGGCCUCUUCCGCCUGGCCCCGGGGGCCUCCGUGCUGAAGCGCCUUAAGCAGACGAUGGCCUUAGACCCCUGCAGCCUGGAGGAGUUUUGCUCUGACCACCAUGCAGUUGCAGGUGCCCUCAAAUCCUAUCUGCGGGAGCUCCCAGAGCCCCUGAUGACCUUUGACCUCUAUGAUGAUUGGAUGAGGGCAGCCAGCCUGAAGGAGCCGGGGGCCCGGUUGGAGGCCCUCCAGGAGGUGUGUAGCCGCCUGCCUUGUGAGAACUUCACCAAUCUCAGGUACCUGAUGAAGUUCUUGGCUCGGCUGGCUGAGGAGCAGGAGGUAAACAAGAUGACACCAAGCAACAUUGCCAUUGUCCUGGGGCCCAACCUGCUGUGGCCGCCGGCGAAAGAAGGGGACCAGGCUCAGCUGGAUGUGGCCUCAGUGUCUUCUAUCCAGGUGGUGGGCGUGGUCGAGGCUCUGAUACAGAACGCAGACACCCUCUUCCCUGGAGACACCAACUUCAACAUGUCAGGCCUCUUCUCGGCCCUCGCCCCCCAGGACAAGGUCAGCAACAAGCCAGCCUCUGAGGAGUCUCCAGCCAUUGCCACAGUCACCCCAGCCACCACCCCAGCUCUCCCCAUGGCUACCAAGGAAAGGAUGGAGUCCGAAGGGCCCCCCAAACCUGCCUCCCCCAAGGUCAACAGGAGCCCCUCAGAAGCAGCUGCCCCACCAGAAGAUGCGACUCGAAAGGUCAAACGCCCAGCACCAGCCCGGCCCAUCAUGCUGCCCCCCCAGGUCUCCAGCACCCGCUCCUCCCCUCCAGCCCCACCCUUGCCCCCUGGUUCUGGCAGCCCUGGGAACCCCCAGGUUCUGCCCCGCCGGCUGGUUAAUAGCAACCUCCGGGCCCCUGCAGUGCCACCCCCGUUGCCCCCCAUGCCCCCCCAGCCUACCCGGCGCCAGAGCCGACGUUCACCAGCCUCCCCGAGCCCAGCAGCGCCCAGCCCAGGCUCUCUGAGCAUUCCUGGGCAGGGAGGCCUAGAGGCAGCCACAGAGGAGGGAAGGUCUGUAGGUGGGGUCACCACUACCCCAGCUGUCCCCCCUCAGCCACGGCCCAGGUGCCUCACCUCAGAGACCAACUGA
Orycteropus afer afer is the source of this 2043-nucleotide messenger RNA. RefSeq names its product SH3 domain binding protein 1 (gene SH3BP1). The coding region runs from base 1 to 2043 and encodes 680 amino acids. Gene Ontology annotation, molecular function: protein binding; GTPase activator activity. Gene Ontology annotation, biological process: regulation of Rac protein signal transduction; signal transduction; positive regulation of GTPase activity. Lineage: Eukaryota; Metazoa; Chordata; Mammalia; Tubulidentata; Orycteropodidae. Gene Ontology annotation, cellular component: cytosol; cytoplasm; intracellular anatomical structure. The transcript has 18 exons. The record is from RefSeq and is a predicted model, not a curated record.